CGUAAAGGGCGGUGUCAGCAAACGAGGCGUAAGUGUUUUCCUACUGCCAACUUCUCCCAGCCAUUCAUUUUAGCCCGCACGCUGAGGGGACCAAAACAAAAGAGGCUGUCCAGGUGGAAUGAAACACAUGUGAAAUAUGAGGAGAGAGAUAGCAGCAGUGGUGUUCUUCCUGAAAAGACUUGUGAAAAAAGGGGAGAGGCUGGAAUCUCACAAGAUCGAGCUGUUUGUUGAGAGACUGGCUGUCGCACUACAGGAGAAGUUUAAAGGGCACUGGUACCCUGAAAACCCCAGCAAAGGACAGGCAUACAGGUGCAUCCGAGUGAACAGGUACCAUAGGCAGGAUCCAGAGCUCCUUCGGGCCUGCCAGGAAAGUGGGAUUCAGUACCGUGACCUGGGACUGCCUCGUGAACUAACGUUGUGGGUGGACCCUGGGGAGGUUUGUUGCAGGUAUGGUGAGCAUAAUCCUUUCUUCUCGGUUGCAACUUUCUCCAGCAAUGAUGAGGAUGACAAAGAUGUUGCAAAGAAGGUGACCAGUGCUCUGGAGAGGGUGACAUCCGACUACCAUUCAGGUUCUUCUUCUGACGAGGAGAGCACACGAGCCUCCCCUGUUACUAUCCUCAACAGGCACUCUGCUUACCAGACGAUGAAUCCAGCUGCUCCUACUUGGCAUCACAAAAAGAUGGCUCCAAGGAAAGGUCCAGUCCUUCCACUGCCUCACUACGGCUACAGGCCUCGCAACCGACACCCUCACACUUUGAGGCAAAACCUGUGGGUCCCUCCUGUCUACAGGGGAGGGCCUGGAUACUGGGACACAAACCAUAGUCUGGCAAAUUGUUACAGUUAGGAAUGAUUGCACUUAUUGUUCACACUGGACAUUAAACCUGAAGGCAACUUAAGAUGACUGACCAAUGUUUUUUUCUUUAAACAUGCAUUUUUAUAGCUUAAAUAUUGGUUGUUUUUGAGGGUGUUUUUGCACUUUUGACCAUUUGUUAUAGAUUGAAUAAAUCACUUGUAUUAAAUUAGAUAUUGAAAUUGGAAUACUAUAUGUGUAGUCUUGAAGUACUGUAUUUUUACUAUGGGAGACAUUCAUGUACGACACCUACCUGUCCUUUGUGAUAAAAUGUUUUAUUUAUUCAUAGUGAACAAUUGUCAGAUGUAUAGACUAAAAUUUAUGGAGUUUUAUUAAACAUGUCCAAGCAUCAUA
Acanthochromis polyacanthus (spiny chromis) is the source of this 1204-nucleotide messenger RNA. RefSeq names its product B-cell translocation gene 3 (gene btg3). Gene Ontology annotation, biological process: negative regulation of cell population proliferation; negative regulation of mitotic cell cycle. Gene Ontology annotation, cellular component: cytoplasm; nucleus. The coding region runs from base 137 to 844 and encodes 235 amino acids. The record is from RefSeq and is a predicted model, not a curated record. NCBI's taxonomy places the organism in Eukaryota, Metazoa, Chordata, Actinopteri, Pomacentridae. The transcript has 5 exons.